AUGACCGACCAUUCAGUGUGCACCAUUACUUUUGCCUUCAUUACUGCAAUGGCCUGUUUUGUCUGUUCAUUGCCACGGACGUUCAGCGGAGUGUCUAAAAUCGCGACAUUCUCGGCGAUCUUUACAUUCAUCUCGAUUCUGUUGGUGGUGGUCUUCGCUGGUAUCGGCUUUCCGUACACCGGAGGCAAGCCGGUAGAAGACCCGAUCGUGCGCAUCAUUCCCGCUCCUGGCACAAGCUUUGCGGCAGGUCUCGGGGCUUUCUUGAACAUCAGUUUUGUUUUCAUCGGCCAGAUAACGCUUCCUAGCUUCAUUGCGGAAAUGAAAGAGCCCAAGGAUUUCUGGAAAUCUGUCACUGUUGUGACGAUCGCCGAAAUUGUACUCUUCAGCGUAUUUGGCGCUCUUGUCUACGCCUUCACUGGGAGUCAGUACAUACAGGAUAUGGCGUUUAGCUCACUAGGCAACGACCUUUACAUGAAGGUCUCAUUCUCAUUCAUGGUGCCGACUCUUCUAUUUUUAGGAGUAUUGUAUGCAUCCGUCUCCGCUCGCUUCAUCUUCUUCCGGUUAUUUGACGGCACCGAUCAUGUGGGCAAUCAUACCUUUGUGGGCUGGGCUUCGUGGGUUGCAAUCUUGCUAGUGCUCUGGAUUUUGGCAUGGGUCGUCGCAGAGGUUAUUCCGUUUUUCAACAGUCUCCUGUCCAUCAUGGGCUCCGUGUUUGGUUCUUUCUUCGGAUUUAUUUUCUGGGGAGUGGCCGGUCUCCGUCUGUCCCACGCGGACUACGGUUCAGGCUUCUACAAGACGCGGGGAUUUCGUGGUUGGGUGGAUCUUUUCGCCCAUGUUUCUUUGAUCCUCAUUGGCCUUUUCUUUCUUGGACCUGGAACAUAUGUAAGGACCGAUCCUGAUCUCAACCACCCCUUUCGCUAA
This is a messenger RNA of Penicillium atrosanguineum, 921 nucleotides long. RefSeq lists its product as uncharacterized. Gene Ontology annotation, molecular function: amino acid transmembrane transporter activity. The transcript has a single exon. The record is from RefSeq and is a predicted model, not a curated record. NCBI's taxonomy places the organism in Eukaryota, Fungi, Ascomycota, Eurotiomycetes, Eurotiales, Aspergillaceae. The coding region runs from base 1 to 921 and encodes 306 amino acids. Gene Ontology annotation, cellular component: vacuolar membrane. Gene Ontology annotation, biological process: amino acid transmembrane transport.